Sphenostylis stenocarpa is the source of this 804-nucleotide messenger RNA. The record is from the annotation of a GenBank genome assembly. Lineage: Eukaryota; Viridiplantae; Streptophyta; Magnoliopsida; Fabales; Fabaceae.
AUGGCUGAAAGAGUAGAAGGAGAGUUGCUGAAGGUGGUGGUGUUGGUGUUAAUACUAGUGAUGUUGGGAGCGAAGACAGAGGCAAUGAGCACAACAAGGGGCCAUAAAAGGAGUAAAGAUGAGUCCUCUGGUUCUGGUGAAGGGGAUUCAAUGAGCUUUUGUUUGAGUUGGAGAUUGGCAGUGGAGGCAAACAACGUGGUUGCAUGGCCAACAGUGCCACCUCAGUGUUCCCGAUAUGUGGAGACUUACAUGAUCAAUGGACAGUACGAACGGGACCUGGAUUUGAUAGUGGAGGAGAUAUUGGGAUAUCUCAACCAAACUUUGCUCCCUCCAGAUUCCAUGGAUGCUUGGAUUUUGGAUGUUGAUGACACUUGCAUCUCCAACAUCUAUUAUUACAAAACCAAGAACUAUGGGUGUGAUCCUUAUGACCCAUCAGCCUUUAGGAAGUGGGCCAUGAAAGGAGGGUGCCCUGCAAUUCCUUCCGUACUAAGGCUGUUCAGCAUUUUAGUGGACAAAGGAUUCAAAGUAUUUUUACUGACAGGAAGAGAUGAAGAAAGUCUUGGUGAAGUUACCAAGAACAACUUGCACAAUCAAGGAUUUAUUGGCUAUGAAAGGCUUAUUUUGAGGAAUGCAGCAUACAGAGGGAAGAGUGCAAUGAAAUACAAAUCUGAUGUAAGAAAGCAGUUAGAAGAGGAAGGUUACAGGAUAUGGGGGAAUGUGGGAGACCAGUGGAGCGACAUUAAAGGAGAUUAUUUGGGGAAUCGUACUUUCAAACUACCUAAUCCUAUGUACUUUGUUCCCUAA